Hypomesus transpacificus is the source of this 2568-nucleotide messenger RNA. RefSeq names its product zinc finger CCCH-type containing 14 (gene zc3h14). Gene Ontology annotation, cellular component: nucleus; cytoplasm. NCBI's taxonomy places the organism in Eukaryota, Metazoa, Chordata, Actinopteri, Osmeriformes, Osmeridae. Gene Ontology annotation, molecular function: metal ion binding; poly(A) binding. The record is from RefSeq and is a predicted model, not a curated record. The transcript is spliced from 17 exons. The coding region runs from base 155 to 2308 and encodes 717 amino acids. Gene Ontology annotation, biological process: regulation of mRNA stability.
UUCGGUUGAUGGUGUGUUUGUGUCGGUAUAUGUUAACUAGCUAGCUAGCAAGAACAUACUGCUGUAGCAUUUUUCGAGCUACUCAGUUUUAGGCACGCUGUUGCAUCUAGAAAGCUAAUAAAAAAACAUCGGUUGUUUCUCACAGGUUGAAAAUAUGGAGAUUGGGACAGAGAUAAGCAAGAAAAUUAGGGCGGCCAUCAAGGGCAAGCUUCAGGAACUUGGAGCGUAUGUGGACGAGGAACUCCCUGACUACAUAAUGGUUAUGGUGGCGAACAAGAAGACUUCCCAACAAAUGGCAGACGACCUUUCUCUCUUUCUUGGGAACAACACUAUCAAGUUUACUGUCUGGUUGCAUGGUGUCCUUGAGAAACUAAGAUCUGUUGCAGUGGAGCCAGCAACCUCAAGACCCCAGCUCUUUGAUAGUGGUGUUCCUGCUGCUGAGAGUCAUGACUUGGAGAGCGAAGUCAGGAAGGGGGAGGGGUCAAAGGCCCUUGCUGUGUCCAGCACACGCUCUGACAGGGCAGAGACCCGUGUGUCAAGCUCUGCCCAUGACCACCAUGCAAGGGCCGCCGCAGCAGAGCGGAUGUCCUCCCGCCUGACAUCCACUGUGAAGCCCAUGAUGGAGCCGCCGUCCUCCGAAGCAGUCAUCGACAUCAAGCCUGAACUGGACGAUGACCUUAUUGCCACAGACGUGGUGGAGGUAGGCGUCCCAGGUGGUCGCAUGCGCGGAAACUCCAGCCGUGCCACGGCGCAGGUCUACAGACCCCCGCCCGGCAGGUCCUACUCCGGCAGGUCCGCGGACACCUACAGGUCUUUUGAGGGGUCCUCACACAGCAGGCACCAGGAAGGAGCCUUGCAGGACCGAAGAAGCAACAGGACCUCCAGAAAUGGGGCCAGCAGUAGUAGGCAUCAGCAGGAUGAGGCGUCACGAAAACGCAAGGCGCCAGUAGCCAGUUCUGUGGUCCGGGUGAGCAGAGCUGCAGACGAGGCUCAGGAUAGUGACGACCAGGAUGAAGAAGAUGAUGAUGAUGAGGAAGAUGAAGGCUAUGGGGCCCGUAGCAUGUCUAGCCGGGUCUCCCUGCCUAGGAAACCAGAACGCAGACCCUCCCUGCCACCAGCCAAACAGGCCAAUAAGAACCUGCUCCUCAAAGCCAUCUCUGAGGCACAGGAUUCCAUCUCCAAGACAACAGCUUACCAAACAGUCCACCAGAAGCAGACAGUGCCCGUGGCGCCCCGGACCCGUAUGGUCAGCAAUGAGAUGAGUGCCGCCAUCCAGCUGGUCCAGGAACACCUUCACAGCCUGGCUCCUCGGCCCCAGACCUACACCCCCACUGGGCUCCAGCCCCCUAGGCACGCUGUUCAGUCGAGAUCGCUGGCGUCCCGUCUCCAGUUGGACCUUCCGGAGGAGAACGCCACAACGCUGCCCUCUGACUUAGUGGCAGCGGAAGCCGAGGAGCAAGAGGGCAAGGCCCUGGACACGCGCUCCUUCAUCAUGAGCAGGCCUGUCCUGGCGGAGGAGCCCGUCUCUGUGAGGAGCAGGCUGGGCCUUCUGGAUAAGGAGGACAUCACACCUGCUACACUGCGCAUGGUGCAGGCCAGUAAGGAGAAGGGUUCUGUGCUGGGCUCUGCUAGUCCCAAGUUCAUCGUGACGCUGGACGGCAUCCCCAGCCCACUUGGAAACCUCGCCGACUGCGACAUGGAGACGGAUGACGGUGCCAGAGUGGCUAAGACUGCCGUAGCCGAGGCAGCCAUCCAUUUGAACCGUGAGCCAAAACUGAGCAUCCAUCAGAGACUCCAGCAUGGAGCCCUCUUUGCUGACGAGGAAGAGAUGGAGAUGGGGGAAGACGAGGCCGUCCCUGUCAAACGACAGAAGGUUCUAGAACGCUGCAAGUUCUGGCCCGUGUGUAAGAGUGCAGACGACUGUUUAUACCACCAUCCUACCACACAGUGCAAGACAUUCCCCAACUGCAAGUUUGGAGAGAAAUGUCUGUUCGUCCACCCCAACUGUAAAUACGAUGCUAAGUGCACCAAGCCAGACUGCCCCUUCACUCACGUGAGCCGCAGAGGCCCCGCCCCCCCUCCCAGACCAGUCUUUACUCCAGCUCUCUUUACUCCAGCUCCACAGUCGCAGAGUGCUAGUGUGUGCCGCUUCUUCCCAGACUGUAAGAAGGUGGACUGCCCCUUCUACCACCCCAAGCCUUGCAGGUUUGCAGCCCAGUGCAGGCGUACGGGGUGUACCUUCUACCACCCCUCCACCUCUGUACCUCCCAGACACGCCCUCAAAUGGACAAAAACUCAGAGCAGUUGAGAUCCUUACCGGCCCAGAUGUGCUGCUGCUGUUGUGGAAGAAGAAUCGCAGCUUUGAUUAGUUCCCCUGGAUUUACCACACUAUCAAAUCUGUUGUUUAAUUUCAUCUUUAAAUUCAUUUUUAUUUUAUUUGUGAAACUUACUUUUAAUAGAACUUAACAGGUACUGUAACUGGGUUUUGUAAGUUGCUGUACUCUUGACUUUUUCUUUUUUUUUACUGGGGGGGAGGGUGAGUAAAAGAAAAAGAACCCCAUAUCAACA